Messenger RNA from Dibothriocephalus latus, 669 nucleotides. The record is from the annotation of a GenBank genome assembly. NCBI's taxonomy places the organism in Eukaryota, Metazoa, Platyhelminthes, Cestoda, Diphyllobothriidea, Diphyllobothriidae.
AUGUCGGGCCUGGAUCGGCCGCCACAACUAGUCUUUAACCAGAAGGAAUCGGAUAACGGAGAUGUUUGUAUCGAUCAUUCUGGAGAAAUUGCUGCCCACAUCUCUGAACUCUUCAAUAACAAGUCUUACAGUGAUAUUUCUCUGGUAGUUAAAUCGACAGAAUUUCCCGCACAUCGUGUAAUUCUUGCGUCGCGAUCAGAGUAUUUUCGUGCCCUGUUCUAUGGGGGUCUUUCAGAGGCGCACUCUUCUACUGUUCACCUAAAUGGUAUAAGUGAUACCGCUUUCUACCACAUUCUGUGCUAUAUAUACACAGGAAGACUUAAUUUGUCUGGCCUUGCCCACGAAGAUGUGUUGGACAUUUUGGGAUUGGCAUGCCAGUACAAUUUUGUGAACCUUCAAGCUGCCCUUUCCAAGCACUUUACGCACUCACUUACCUUAGACAACAUCUGUUCAGUCUAUGAUGCAGCAAUUGUUUACGAUUUGGAGGAAUUAGUGCUCGCCUGCUUGGAGUUUAUGGACCGAUUUGCUCCCACCAUUCUCUCGAUGCCUCAGUUCGAGCGUCUGUCUAAGGUAAGCGCGGAUCCUCCUGUACUUCUGCUGGUGGCGCACAUUUAUAAAAUGUCCCCUUUACUUUCGUCUUUACUUUCCGUUUCCUCUUCGUCGAGCUAG